AUGGCCGCUCCGCUCUCCGACGAAGCCGACGACGAGUUCGAGGAGCGCAAGCAGGUCCAGAGGCGCCCCAAGGUGAGUAAAGGCGGCCGCUGCCAGCAAGACCCCGCUCUCGUCGCUCGCGUGUGUGCUCUCGCUUCGCCUCCGUCCUCCUGCUCCCUGGCGCAGAUUGACGCGGCGCUGCACAGAUUUCGCAACUCCAAAGGCACGGAGUGGCCCAACCGCUCCGACGGCAUGAGUCAGCGCGCACAGCUCGCAUUUGGCUUUGACGCCGACUUCCACGAGGCUGCUGCGCCGGCAGGCACUGCCGAGGCCGGCGAGGCGAGCCCUGCACCGGCACACGUCCAUCCCGCGCCAGCCACACUCGACACGGACACCGAGACGGCGGCGGCCGGCGACGCGGCUCGCGAGACGGAGGAGGCAGGGCGGACGGGCGGCGGGGUGGCGAUCAGGCGGCCGUCUGCCGAGGAGAGCGACAGCGGCAACCCCUUUGGGAGGUUUGAAUUUGUGGCAGAGGCGGCUGCGGUGGGGAUGGAUGCGACGGGGCGAGAGGCAGCGUGCACCCUGCCGUGCGGCCACCUGUUUGGGCUCUCGUGCAUCGGGGCGGUGGAGCAGCAGGUGCGGCGGGUCUUUGUGACCGCCGAGGCGGAGCUGCUGCGGGAGGAGGAGCUCCGCAGGCUGGCGGCAGAGCGUCGCGACAAGGCCGAGAGGCGGCUGGCGGAACUGCAGGCCGUCGCUGUCGCACAACCGGGGGCGACCGCAGGUGCGCUGAGCACACCGCCACCGGUCGCGGUCCUUGUCACCUCAUGA
This is a messenger RNA of Emiliania huxleyi CCMP1516, 807 nucleotides long. RefSeq lists its product as hypothetical. The record is from RefSeq and is a predicted model, not a curated record. The coding region runs from base 1 to 807 and encodes 268 amino acids. Lineage: Eukaryota; Haptophyta; Isochrysidales; Noelaerhabdaceae. The transcript has 6 exons.